AAAAUCUUCUCAAUUAAUUACUUAUUUACAUUUCGCAGCCCAUGCUGCAAGACCUAAAGUAUUGGAUUUGACAAAAAGUGAGGAAAAAAUGGCACUGCAGGUGCAAAUAUUAAUUUUAUUGCUAAGUACUUCUUUUGUGCAGGGUUUAAAUGGGAUAGAAAGAAAGACUCCAGCGGUUGACUCAGAUUUAUACGAGAGUGUUAUAGAUGCAGCCGAGUGUCGACGUCAAAUAAGGACUAUAAGAAGAAAUUCCAUGUUAAUGCUUCAAUUUGCUGACGCUGGUAUAAGGAUGCCAAGAGGUGUUUUAAUUGGAAAUUCGGUAGAUAUGGGCAACUACUACCAAUGUUUGGGCAUUGAUCAUCAACUACCAGACAUGCAUAUCGAAGGCAAAUACUGUUCAAUUAUGGUGCCAGUCAAUCAGACACUACAUCUUCCUCGUCCGCAAGGAACAACAAGCUCACAAUUUGACCCAUACUCUCUACAAAUUGACAAUGAAACUAUGAAUUUGAUAGAACAAUAUUAUAAAACUCGAAGUGAAUUACAAAUCUUGAGUGGAAACUUUGAAGACUUUGAGGUUGAUACUAGGACGACUCCCCCAAACCCGCUUAUCUGGAUGACGUUCAGAUUAGCAGUGUGUAUACCCAAGCCGUGCACGACUCAGCAAGCAAUAUCUUCAUUGCUUUUCAAUGUCUCAGCUAUAGGAUUCCGAUACACAGAGCAUUAUUGUCGCCUUCCUAAUGACAAACCCUGGUCCCCAGCUGAUACAGCUGCCGUAGUAAUAUUUUCCGUAAUAGGAUUUGUAGCUAUAAUAAGUACAAGUUACGAUGUUUGCUAUCGUUUUCUCCUGAAGAGAGAUGUCAAGCAAAUGAGUACAAUCUGUCGAUCAUUUUCUUUUUACACGAACGGACAAAGACUGACCACAUUUAGUUCCAGUGGUGGUAACUUACAAUGUAUCGAUGGGAUCAGAACUCUCGCCAUGUUGUGGGUCAUUGUAGGACACACAUUCAGUACAGAAACGUUUUUAGCAAACCCUGCUGACUCGCAAAGCUGGAUGUUUUCCGCUGAAGCUUUAUGGAUAACUGCGGCUACUAUGACAGUAGAUACAUUCUUCACUGUAACAGGCGUGCUUUUAGUAUACACAACAGCAGCAAAAAUGAAUCAAAUCACAUUUCUGAAGAAUCUCCACUGGUUCUACUUGAGCCGCUAUGUACGCGUGACCCCAUUGCUAGCUGCAAUUGUACUUAUUCAAGCUUCAUUCCUUAAUCAGUUUUACGAUGGACCUCAUUGGACAACCGUUAUCACACAUACUCAGAGAUGUAGAAAUAAUUGGUGGUCAACCCUACUUCAUGUUCAAAAUUUCGUCCACACAAGAAAUAUGUGUAUAGCACAUUCCUGGUACAUGGCAAUAGACUUCCAGUUAUACAUCCUGUCACCUUUAGUCCUGAUCUGGGUAUUCAGUGGAAAGAAACUUCAAGCUUGGAUAGGGUUAAUUGGUGGCCUAGUAGCUGUGUUGAUUGGGUCUACAAUUUACAGUUUCAACAUAAAUCGACAAGCUGGAAAUCUUGUGCCGAGCCGUUUCUCAGAAAUGAUGGACUAUUUAGCUGAAUAUUACUUCAAUACUCUGGCACGAGCUUCUCCUUUCUUCGUGGGGAUGGUCUUUGGUUACGUUCUACACCUCUAUCGUAAGAGCAAGUUACAAAUACCAUGGUUCCUCGCCAUUUUCUUUUGGGCCUGCUCUGCUGGUAUACUAGGAGGUAUCUUCUACUUCAAGUACAGAAUCAAACAGUUUGACUGGGAAAAUCAACUAGUGGAUAACUUAAUGAACUCUUUCAUGAGACCUGUUUACGCUGUUGCCAUCUGUUGGUUAAUUAUUGCUUGUGUUCAUGGAUAUUCUGGUCCUAUAAAUUGGUUCCUAUCACUCGAUGAAUGGCGACUACCAGCGCGCUUGUCCUACGCGAUGUACUUAUUCCACUACCCUCUCAUGUUUACUUUAAACAACACAGCAGUGGCUCCAUUUUACUUUUCUGUCGGAAACCUUGUAUUCAAGUUUUUGUCGUAUACGGUGCUAUCAGCUUUCGUAUCUUUCUUCUUCAUUCUACUGAUCGACUCUCCUGUAACAGUUCUUUUCAAAUUAUUAAUGGAUUCAGUAAACAAACCGCCUGUGAAAGUUAAAGAAGACAAAGAUGAGAACGUGAAUAUUGAAAAUAAUGGUACAUCAAAAGCAAAUGAAGGAUUAGAAAAAGCUGGUCCUGACGUAAUCACAGUUGAAAUUAAUGGUGACAACGGCGCUCGGAUUCGUAAGAAUGUACCGACGGAUUCAUAGUACAUAUAUUUAUGGAACUAUUAGCAAUCUCUUAAUAGUAAUUUAUUUAGUGUGGAAAACCUGUAAUAUCAGAGUCAGUACCUACUUUUAACCUUUCACUGUGCAAGUAAAAGUACGAUUUUGAACAUGUCCAAAAUAGAAUAAAUUUAUUUUUAAUAUUUAUUUAGAUAUUUAGGUAUAGACUUUAGGACAACUAGAUUAGUGCCUAGGAUUAAUCUUAAAUACUCGUUAUAAUUAUUUUGAAAUUAUCAUGUUCAUAAAUAUAAUCACUUCAAAAUAAUUAUAAUAUUUACGAAAUGCGAAUCUGUAAAUAUGUUUUUAUUGUUGAUUGUACAUUAUUUAUUAUUGAUGACUUAGAUAAUAAUAAUAAAUCUAAAACACUUGACUACACAGAUAAUUUUGUUUUCAUUAAAAACUAAAAUUUGAUUAUUAUCUUGUAAAGAUAUUAAAUAUUUUACAUCCGAUUAUUUAAUAUCUACUUGGUAUUAACAUUGAAAAAAGAUAAUAUAAGAUAUAAAGAAAUAUUUAUUAUGAUAUACUAAAUACACAGUACUGACCUAUUAGGUUAAAUACAUUUUUAUUUCCAUGACAUUUAUACGAAUGUAAUACUUACCUUGAAAUGGGAAAUUCUUGUACAUAUUUGUAUAUACAUAUCUACAUGGUAUACAUACAUAUAUCAAAGUCUCGAAAACGGCUUAAAUGAUUUGAUAUAACUUUAUUGUUUUUGUAGUAUUAAUUUUACUACUUUUAGAGUUUCUUAGCCAACUAUUUAUUUAUAUUUAUAUAGGUUUGAUUUAAAAAAGAUACCGAGGUAAUAUCAGCCAUUCAAGUGUUUUUGUAUUAUGUAUUAUAUCAAGGAAAAAUAAACAAAUUAUUUGUGAGUAUUUUGAUUAGAUUUUCUUUCAUCUUGCCUCAUAAAUGAUACGUUUUUUAAUUUGUUUUUUGAGAUAAAAGCUGAACAAUGCUCUCUUUUUUGUGUUGAUUUAUUUAACAUUGUUAGUAUAUAUAACGUAUUGUUAGUAUAUAUACCAUUGUUAGUAUAUAUAAUCUGAUCCAAUAGACAAACUGUGUAUACAGUUUUGUUGGACAUUUUAUACUUUUUAUAAUGUAAAAUGUACCUUCUAAGCAAUAAUAAAUAAACAAAUAAUAAAAUAACGAUCGAUCUACAUAACAUAUAGGAAUAAUGACAGAUAUUUUAAAUCCUUUUCUGGAUAGUAAAAACAAAAUAUCAAAACGCCAGGACAAUAAUAUUUUAAACAAAAUUUUACGAAACUAACCUUCUAUAUGGCUUCAAUGAAAACGAAUUCUAUAAAGGACGCCUUUUUUGUGAGGGGAAAGCUGCUGUAGGUUCGCGUUUCCUCCCGCCGGAUCUGAAACUGCCGUGCCCGGUAAGCACCUGCGGCAGCCAAAGGUAAGGACGCCAUGGCAUCUCUCAAGCCACUCCUCAAAUAGGGGUCUUACCACUGCUACAAUAACAGCAUGCCCGUAAAAAGACGCUUAUAGUUAUCAAAUGGAUUAUUGUUCCAGCUGGUG
This is a messenger RNA of Spodoptera exigua (beet armyworm), 3856 nucleotides long. NCBI's taxonomy places the organism in Eukaryota, Metazoa, Arthropoda, Insecta, Lepidoptera, Noctuidae. The record is from the annotation of a GenBank genome assembly.